This is a messenger RNA of Lytechinus pictus (painted urchin), 5084 nucleotides long. Its product is annotated as cationic amino acid transporter 4-like. Lineage: Eukaryota; Metazoa; Echinodermata; Echinoidea; Temnopleuroida; Toxopneustidae. The transcript has 4 exons. Gene Ontology annotation, molecular function: amino acid transmembrane transporter activity. The record is from RefSeq and is a predicted model, not a curated record. Bases 863 to 2800 code for a protein of 645 amino acids. Gene Ontology annotation, cellular component: plasma membrane. Gene Ontology annotation, biological process: amino acid transport; transmembrane transport.
AAUAUCGGGACGGUGCAAGCUAGCUGUGGGCGCGGGGAGCUUCGGCGGGCCAACAUAAGGGCUCCGCCCUGAUCGAGCUCGCCGCUCUGACGGGCUGAAGAGGUCAUGACGGGCGCUCUUUGGAGCGAGAAAUUACAAAUUUGAGGGUCUCCAAAACGGGGAAAAAUUGGAAUCUCUAUGGCUGCCUGAAUUGAUGCUCUGGAACGGAAAUUUAGGCUAAAAAAGAGGGUCCCAACCGCUGCACAUAUUCGUAUCAUACAUGAUACAUUUAUUCUGAGUACCCCUCCCCCAGGGGAUGGGGGAACUUAAACAAAAAUUAAUAGAGGUCUCAUCUUUUGAUAUGAAGAAAACCAAAUAACGUAUCUGCAUAAACAUGUCCAUGACGGGAUAAGCAGCCAAGCGAUACUUACCUAUUCUACACAGGACGCUUGGUUUGCACUCGUUGCUGCCUAUUGAAAUGAGAUCGAGAGUCACUGUGUUCAAGUACAGCGAAAUAAAGAUUGAAAAUGGUGCUGCCUUGCCAUGCCUAUAAGAGGCUUUUCUACACGAAUGCCCGACUGACCAUUGAAACUAUUAGUCAUUUGCAAUAGUGCUCAGAUUGCAUGUGCUAUCAGUGUUCUAAAGGCUCGCCAUUUUACACCGUCAGAAGCGGCCAACAAUUAUCAAGGAAAGACAUGAUCCAAGUCCAUAGACGAAAUAAAGAGAAGAGCACUACGAAAGGAAACUUGAUCACUCAGCCGACCUGACGGUGUAGACAUCAAUUAUGUCGGUGGACUCUAUUCUCGGAAUCAUUUUACACGUUCCGUUUCCUUGGAAUAUCAAUUCUUGACCGAUCGACGUGAGAUUCACAGACCGGGAGGAAAUGGCAUCGGAGAACUGCAGACAGUUUUUCGCCAACAUGAUGCGAAGGAAGGCAAACCCAAUGCAUUCGCAGAAUCAGAUGUUGGAAUCUCAACUUCACAAAAAACUGGGCACAUUUGAGCUAACACUCCUUGGGAUAGGGAGUAUGGUUGGUGCAGGACUGUAUGUACUCACUGGUGUCGUAGCGAAGGAGACAACAGGUCCUGCCAUCAUUGUAUCGUAUCUUCUAUCAGCGGUCGUAGCUAUCCUGAUAGCUAUGUGUUAUGCCGAACUGGCAGCGAAGAUUCCCCGAACCGGUUCGGCAUAUACCUUUAUCUAUAUAGCUCUUGGUGAAGUUUGGGCUUUCUUCAUUGGAUGGAAUCUGCUUCUAGAGUACGUGGUUGCGUCAGCAUCUGUUGGUCGCGGAAUUAGCGGAUACAUUGACCGUCUUUGCAAUGGGACGAUUUCAAACUUCACCAUCGAGUAUCUUAUGGGUGGAGAACCCUGGCAAUCUACAUACUUUGCUCAGUACCCCGAUCUCCUUGCAAUAGCAAUUGAACUAUUCAUUUCUAUUUUUGUUAUACUUGGGGUAUCUAUAUCGUCUUGGAUGAAUACAAUAUUUCUUUCCAUUAAUGUAGUGGUUGUUCUCAUUAUUUGUGGCUUUGGGAUAGCUUUCGGCAAACUCGAGAAUUGGACAACCAAUGGUGGCUUUGCCCCGUAUGGGAUAGAAGGUGUCGUAACGGGUGCUGCUACUCUGUUUUAUUCAUUUGUAGGGUUCGAUACUAUAGCUAACUGUAACGAAGAGGCGAUAAACCCUAAACGGGGUAUUCCCAUCUCCACGAUCGUUUCUGUGUCGACUGCCGCCAUAAUGUACAUUGCAACUUCUGCGUCAUUAACUCUUCUGGUUCCAUAUAGCGACAUCGACGUGAACUCGUCGUUCCCGAAUGCUCUGGCUGAUCAUGGUAUUACUUGGGCCACGUAUGCAAUAUCCGUUGGCGCAAUUAGUGCUAUGUCAUCAACACUCAUGGGCGCCAUUAUAUCUAUGUGCCGUUGUGUAUAUGCCAUCGCAAACGAUGGACUCUUGUUUCCUUUUCUGGCCAGAAUAAACGAACGAACCAAAACACCCAUCAAUGCAACCCUCGUCUCUCUAAUCCUCACACUUGUCAUGACAAUUUGUUUCUCAAUGGAUCAACUUGUCCAUUUUCUCUCUGUUGGAACGUUAAACGCAUUUGCCUUUGCCUCUGGUUCUCUAAUAAUACUACGCUACCAACCCACGGAGUCAGAUCUAUGCACCACUGAGCUUACAGAUUAUGCCUCAACAUCUGAUGAAUCUCGGAACGGCUCGCAGGAUUCAUCAGAUAACAUUCCUGACGUUGAUGAAGACUUACACCAACAUAAUGAUGAUAAACAAAGUCUCACACACGGUCCUACUGAUCAGGCAGACCAUCUAAGCAGCAACAUACCCGGUACCUUGAAGGAACGAUACCGGACCUUCCCUAUCAUCAAGCACCUCUCUAGGUUCCCUCCGGGUCGAUGUGUCGUUUUCAGCCUUCUCUUCUCAGUGAUCUGUGUAAUAUGUGCACUUGCCGUUGCAGAGUAUGGCUUUAAGAGCCUCCUUAAUGGGGAUUGGUGGGCGAUACUACUGCUACUGUUCUUCACAGUAGGGGCUGUUCUGUCUUUUCUGCUGAUCACUAUGCAUCACCAGGAAACACCAUCAGAAGAAUAUUUUGCUGUAAAGUUUGUUCCAUUAGUUCCAUAUAUGAGCAUCUUGGCGGAUAUUUUUCUUCUCUUGCGUCUAGAUGUCGAGGCAUGGGUGCGCUACGUAAUCUGGUUGGCAGUAGGUGCUAUUAUAUAUUUUGCCUAUGGAUACAGACACAGUCAUUUAGCAGAUCAACGAAGACCGGGUGAAGUCCUUCGGCAACAGUUCGAUUACGGGACAAUGAUAUCUCACCAGGAUUAAAAGGCCCUUUAAUAUUUACCGUCUUCGAAAUCAGCAAUACCAAGCUUUCGCAACCGGAACGGGAACGAAAUCUACAACAUAGUAAAUAUAUUGAAAAUGCCCGUCAAAUCAAAAUGACAACUGAGGGGGCUUUGUCGAAAAUUGGUAAACUGAGACAGGUGAUCAUCGUAAAUUCUGAGCUGACAAAAAACUACAAAUUAUGACGUUUGUCAAGAUUCAUAAACGACACUACUGUUUGAUUCAACGACUUUCGACAAAGACUGCUUUGUCGUGAAUGACUUUUGGCGAAAGAUUAUCUACAUGUAUGUCCCAGAAAGCAUCUCUUCAGUGUUGCGAAAACUCCCUUAUGGGGAGGAACAGAACUCGUCAAAUAGACCGGUUUACUAACAUAUUCAAAUUUUAUGCAUACCAGUUUAACAAAGGUUGCCUCUAACAACCGGAAAGCUUGUCCGACAUAGCAACAACUAAUGAAUGCAAAGUGGAUUCCAAGUAUUGAAAUACCAUUGUUACAGGCUAAUGGAUUAACUCCUUACUAGGCCCCGAGGGAAGAAACAUCCAUAAAUUUGACUACAUUAGUAAACCGGUCUAUUGAAGAUAUUUUCGGAAUUGGACAGUGUUCAGGAGGAAUUCAAUAUGACAAGAAUGUUUUUAUGUUGAUCACGUGAGUCGUUGAUACCAACUAACCUUCUAGCAGCCUCGGUUGCUAGGGAAUUAAGAUAAUUUUCACAUUGUAAAAAUAUGAUGUGUAAAAAUGGAGGUUAAAAUAUAUCAAUUAUAUAGUAUUCAUUGCUCCAUAAUGUACCUUACCAAAAGUUCAUGCCUUGAAACAUGAAAAGCUCGCAUUCGCAACCGCAACGGAGAUGGAUUCUACAACAUAGAAAAUCUAUUGAAAACUUCCUUCAAAUCACAAUGAACAGCUAAGAGGUCUUUUUGGCCGAAAAUUGGUGAACUGGGAGAUGAUCGUCGUAAGAUUCUGAGGUGAUGAAAAAUUGCAAACAUCUUGUUUGUCCAGAGUCCACAAAGAAAAUGCUGCAUUAAUUCACCAAUUUUCGACAAACUUCUUUGUCAUGAAGGGCUUUUGACAAUAGAUUUUCUGUGUUGUAUACUCCGUCCCCGUCGCGAUUUCGAAAACUCCCAAAUGUCACAAAAAAGACAGAGUGAGUACUAUUCACAGCAACCAUCCCACAAUUGUUGUGAUUGUUAAGAAAUGUAAAGAAUGAAAAAUUGAAAAGCCGCUUGUGGAAUUUCAUCAUGAAAAACGCAGGUCGUUUUGGUAAGGUACCUUCAAGGGGAAUUUGGUUUGAUAAAAUCAGAAAACAAAAUAAAGAUAUUAGUAAAGACUUGACAAAAUCAAUCAAAGAAAAAAAAAUUGUAGAUUUUCAAAGCUUGAGUUUUGUGAUGUCAUAAGCAAUCAGCUUCUCCGUCAAUCGUCAUGUGAUAUUACUCCAAUAAAAUGCAUAUUAUGCUCCUAUAAGAAGUGUGUUCAUUAGGUUGUUUGUCUGCUAGGAAGAAGAACUCAAGAGUGAGAUAAUUAUUCUAUAGUAGAACAUUAUGAUUCAUUGUAAAGGACAUUCGGCAAGAGCCCUUCUUUCGGGAGGGGACUUUUUAAUUUCGCAGUGCGUACUUGUGUGUACGGAUGUAAAUGGUAAGAUAAUAAACGGAGAUAUUCCAUUGAAAUAAUGGUUUCUAUAGGAGCAUGAAACACAAAGAUAACCAAUGAAUGUUUGACAUAAAAUCCUCUCAUUUUUCAAUUUCUUUCCGGAAAAGUUUUCAAUUUUUUCCCCCCAAUUUUGUUUUCUCUGCGUCAAAUGUAUAAGGUGGUCUUAAUACUUUGAAACAAAAUUUAUAAAUUCGGCUCUCAGACCCUUGGCUUAUUUGGGAUUAUUAUUAGAUAACUGGGCAAAAUGAAUUAUCGGAAUAUUUCUAUUCCCAGAUUUCUAUUUCGAACAAUAAAACAUACAUUUUGUUAUUUCCUUUCUUGAUGACACACUGCUCCUUUCAGGAGCAGUGUGUCAUCAAAAAAGCUUAAAUUCUAGCUUUGAAUUUUCACAAAACUCUCAAAUACUUCUCUCUCAUUUUAUGUUUUAAAGAAAGCCACCAUUUGCGAUGAGGGUGGGUCGGGAGAACUACCUCUUCAAACUUCAUGUCUGACUACAAUUUGAAAAUUUGCAAAUAUAUCAUUAAAUAGAUAUGUGAGUUAUAAUAAGAUUGUUUAAACCAUACUUGCAUAUGUUAUGAAUAAACUGAAGUAAAUAAGGUUGUCCAGAACCGUUUAUUCACCAUA